AUGUCAAACGUAUCUCUAUUAGGAAUUAAAGUCCUUAACAAUCCUGCAAAAUUCACAGACGCUUAUGAAUUCGAAAUCACUUUUGAAUGUUCCGAACAAUUGAAAAACGAUUUAGAAUGGAAAUUGACUUAUGUAGGGUCUUCAAGAUCUCUAGAACAUGACCAAGAAUUAGACUCUAUCCUGGUUGGGCCCGUGCCCAAAGGUAUCAACAAAUUUAUCUUCAAAGCUGAUCCACCUUCUGUAGAAUUGAUUCCUGCAAGUGAAUUGAUUAGUGUUACUGUCAUACUGUUGAGUUGUUCGUAUGAUGGCAAAGAGUUUGUAAGAGUAGGGUAUUAUGUCAAUAAUGAAUAUAACGACGAAGAGUUGAAAGAAAACCCUCCAGUGAAAGUUCAAAUUGAUAAAGUCGUUAGAAAUAUCUUGGCUGAAAAACCAAGAGUAACAAGAUUUAAUAUCGUAUGGGAUAAUGAAGAUGCUGUUGAUGAUAUGUUCCCUCCUGAACAACCUGGUGUUGAUGAUGAAGAGGAUGAUGAGGAAGAGGAUGAUGAGGAAGAGGAAGAAGAAGAAGAGGAGGAGGAGGAAGCAGAGGAAGAGGAGGAGGAAGAAGCAGAAGAAGCAGAAGAAGAAGGUGCAAUUACAAAUGAAGAACAAGCAGAUGAAGAGGAUGGUGAAGAUAUUGAGGAAGAUUUAGGUGAAGAUGAAGACGAGGAUGAAGAUGAUGCUGAUGAUGUGGAGGAAGCUGAGGCAGAAGCAGAAGCAGAAGCAGAAGCAGAAGCAGAAGCAGAAGCAGAAGCAGAAGCAGAAGCAGAAGUAGAAGCAGAAGAAGAUAUAGAGAAUUCAGAAGCAGAAGAAGAAGAAGAUGAUGAAAAUCCAGAUAAAAAGAAAAGAAAACUCAACGAAGAUUCAAAGAAUACCGAUCUGAUAUCAACUUCCACCGAUGAUGUCAAGACUCCUGUAGAUGCAUGA
Henningerozyma blattae CBS 6284 is the source of this 963-nucleotide messenger RNA. It is a transcript of the gene ASF1, whose product is annotated as nucleosome assembly factor ASF1. Bases 1 to 963 code for a protein of 320 amino acids. NCBI's taxonomy places the organism in Eukaryota, Fungi, Ascomycota, Saccharomycetes, Saccharomycetales, Saccharomycetaceae. Gene Ontology annotation, biological process: nucleosome disassembly; nucleosome assembly; DNA replication-dependent chromatin assembly. The transcript has a single exon. The record is from RefSeq and is a predicted model, not a curated record. Gene Ontology annotation, cellular component: nucleus. Gene Ontology annotation, molecular function: histone binding.